UAUCUCAAAAACACAUCCUGAAAACUCAAAACCCUAAUUCCUAAUCCUUUCUCUCUCACGAGAAGCAUAACCACUCUGACACACCUCCCAUCCGUCACCCCCGUCCCUCACCGUCACCCUCCACACUUGCGAACCACCCUAGGGACCCCACGAUCACAAUUCCUCGCCGACGCCACCAUUAAUCUCACACUCUCCUCCUCUGAAUCAGCCCAGACGCUUCAUCUCAGUAGGAGACACUUGGAUAUCUUAUGGUGGAUCUGUAAAGGCAUUGAGUGGUGGAUUUGAACUUUUCUUUUUAUUGGAGGAAGGUAUUAAUUAUAAUAACUUGCUAAUUUGCUUCGACCAAUCUCACGCACUAGUGAUCUGGCACCACUCUCAUAUCUGCCACCAUUUUGGUUCUCAUCUCAAAAGAAUGGCGAAGAAGAAGUUUUUCGACAAGAAAAAGUCUGCAACUUUCCAGUUGCUCGCUCGCGAUUCUUCCGAUCCCAAUUACAAUGAUUCACCUGGCAGUGAUCGAGUCUUCAUCCGAGUUGACAACAAUCCCUACUCUGUCGACACUUUCUUUGCGGGCGAUAAUCCCGACAAUGUUGAUGACUCCAAUUCCAUAUUCGAUGAUGCGCCUGAGGAUUAUGGCACCGGUGAAGAGGAUAAUCGAGUUUUCGGCAGCUCAUCACAGUCAGCUGCACAUCCCCUGCCUGAGCGCUUGAGAAAAGAAAUUGUGGAGCUAGGGUUUCCUGACGAUGGGUAUAAUUAUCUGGAACAUUUGAGGGAGAUUAAGAAUAGCGGUGGUGGUUCUGCCUUUUAUCACAAUCCAAAGACCAAGCUUGAGCAGCUUCCCAAGGAUGUCAAGGCUUAUGAUGCUUCAAGGUUGAAGAUUUCGGAAGUGAAAACUGAUCCCAGUGAAGAAUAUGUGUAUGGUGUAGCAUCAAAGACGGUUGGUAUAAAGGUUAAGAAAGCGGUUGAUCCUGAAGUAGCUGCAUUACUUGAUGAUAGUGAUGCCUCGAGGUUUGGUUCAGAUGUUGAGGACUUGGAAGAGGAUUUUGUGAUCCAGGCAAACUUUCCCAAAGACAGAGAUGAUGAUGAUGUAUCAUCAAAUAAUAGGUUUAAUUCAUACGGGAAAGAGAAAUUUGAGACCAAAGAUGUCAUUGACAAUGAAGACAAUACUUUUGGGCAACAACAGACUGCGGCUGACUUAAGUUAUAAGGAUGGAGCUGGAUGUCAUGUGACGGUGGCAGCAAAUGAUUCUACUGUCGAAAAGCCACGAGUUCGUCGUCUUUUGGAUGAGCAAUUUGACAUGCUUGAAAGUCAGGAAUAUGGCACUGAUGACGAAGACAAUGACUAUGGUUACAUAGCUGAGGAAGAUGAAUCUCUUGCAGAGAAGUUGAGACAUGUCCUUAAGGACAAUGUUGUGGAUGACUUUGACCUUGACGGUAAAUAUAGGGCUCCUGCAGAUUUAAUUCAGUCAAAUGAGAAUCUAGAAAGUACAGAGCUAAUUGAUUCUGCCAGGACUGUAAUUCGCCGCUGUGUGGAAUAUGGUGAGAAGUAUGAGAAUGAUGAUCAACCUGAUGAUGCCAUUAUUCUAGAGGAAAGCAGCGAUGAAUCUGAAGUGUGGGAUUGUGAGACAAUUGUUUCUACGUAUUCAAAUCUUGAUAAUCACCCGGGUAAAAUCGAAGCUCCUGGAGCAAGGAGAAAGAAGAAGCUUUUUGACGUUGUUUCUGGAGCCUUAAAUGGUACCAAUAAUAUGAUAUCCCUUAAAGGAAGAGAAAAGCUCCCUGUGGACUUUUUGCCUCGUGGUAAGAAACCUACUACAGAAAAGGUGAAAAGUGGAGAUAGUUUGAGAAUUGAGCCCCUGAAAAGGAAACAGGACGAGUCACCGGAGGAGAAGAAGGAAAGAAAGGCUGCUGUAAAGGAAGAACGCAAAGAAGCGCGGCGGAUUAAAAAAGAAAUGAAGGGGCUUUACAAAGGUGAAGCACAUCGUGCACAAAGAGUAGCCGCUAUAUCUGGUCCAUCUUCCAUUCAUCUUAUGUGAUUAUAGGUGAUCGGUAUUUUGAGUGAAUCGGUUUGCUUUGCUGUUUCUAUCAGUAACAAUCUGAUUUCAAUGAGUUUUGACUUUGAGUAGGAAAAAAAAGUGCAAUGUUAUAAUUAGGCAAUCUACCAAUUAGUUGGUAUACAAUUGUACUUGACGAACCACUAUUUUUAUGAAGAAAGUUGAGUGUUUUUCUCUUCAA
Humulus lupulus (European hop) is the source of this 2228-nucleotide messenger RNA. RefSeq lists its product as uncharacterized. NCBI's taxonomy places the organism in Eukaryota, Viridiplantae, Streptophyta, Magnoliopsida, Rosales, Cannabaceae. Gene Ontology annotation, cellular component: cytosol; preribosome, small subunit precursor; nucleus. Gene Ontology annotation, biological process: ribosomal small subunit export from nucleus; ribosomal small subunit biogenesis. The transcript has 5 exons. The record is from RefSeq and is a predicted model, not a curated record. Bases 413 to 2029 code for a protein of 538 amino acids.